AGUUCCUGCCAACAAAUGACACAGGGAGGAGGGCUCCUUGUGUCAUUUGUUGACUGUUCUACCAGUCUUUCAGGUAGAACAGCGAAGAUACACAUCCAGUUAACUCACUUCACUGAGAUCUUCUCCAGCGACAGGGAAGAGCGUCACUUCAGUCUCCCAGAGAUGUCUAACAUUAGUAAGAAGUUGGUGAUCGUUGGGGACGAAUCUUGUUGGAAGACCCGUCUGCUCAUUGUGUUCACUACAGACCAGGUCCCCGAAGACUACCUUCCAACUGUGUUUGACAAUUGUGCGGCGAGUAUUAAAGUUGAUGGGAAAAUGGUGAAACUGGGCCUUUGGGACAUAGCUGGUCAGGGAGACUAUGACCGACUGAGGCCUCUUUCCUAUGCAGGCACUGAUGUAGUCCUCAUGUGCUUCUAUGUGGACAACCCAGACAGUUUAGAAAAUAUUUUAAAAAAGUGGAGUCCUGAAGUGAAACACUUCUGUCCUAAUGUUCCAAUAAUCCUGGUGGGGCUCAACAAGGACCUUCGCAAUGAUGACCAUACCAGAAGAAAGCUUGCUAUAACGAAACAGGAGCCAGUUACAUUUGAAGAGGGGAAAGAGAUGGCUCAACGCAUUGGCGCCUACAGCUACCUGGAAUGUUCUAGCAAAACCAAAGAUGGUGUAAGAGAAGUCUUUGAAGAGGCAAUUAGGGCAGCUUAUCAGGUGCAACUGGCCCUUUGGGACACAGCUGGUCAGGAAGACUAUGACCGACUGAGGCCUCUUUCCUAUCCAGACACUGAUGUAGUCCUCAUGUGUUUCUCUGUGGACAACCGAGACAGUUUAGAAAAUAUUUCAGAAAAGUGGAGUCCUGAAGUGAAACACUUCUGUCCUAAUGUUCCAAUAAUCCUGGUGGCGAACAAAACGGAUCUUCGCAACGAUAGGCAAACCAGAGAAACGCUUGCUAAAAGGAAACAGGAGCCUGUGAAAACUGAAGAGGGGAAAAACAAGGCUUUACAAAUUGGUGCCUACAGCUACCAGGAAUGUUCUGCCAAAUCCAAGGAGGGCGUGAGGGAAAUCUUUGAAGUAGCAACCACCGCAGCAUGCACACAGGCCAGUCGCGGGAAGAAGUCUGGCUGCACGCUUUUAUAGACUGCUGAAAAGUAAAGCUACCCUGAGGCACACAUGAGGGGCAGCUUCCAUUGACAUUUGAUAAUGGAAAACAGGGUUACAAGAUACGGCCGCAGUCACUUAAUUGUUCCGCCAACAAAAUCUGAUUUAUUCUAUCUGCUUUUUUCUUCUUUGGUUUGGUAUAUACGGUGCCGUCUUUUUUUAAUUUUAGAUUGCCUUUUAAUCUACCAUAUUUCCUUAAAUUAUGCUGUCAUCAUUGUCUGCUGUGUAACUAUGAUAUAUUCAUGUGGCAAAAUUUAGGAACAUAUUUUGUUAUGUUAAUCAUCUUGUUAUUGUGUAUAUAGAAAAUAUAAAUUAAUAUAUUGCUACUGAUGAAAUGUUUCUUGUUAGUUGUGUAAGUUAAAGCUUAGGCUUUUAUUUUGUAGGGCCAUUUAUGGGGUUUUCUGUUUUUUUUCUCACUCUGCAAUAAAGUUUCGAUUACGGCAUCUUCUUUUAAAGUG
Molecule: messenger RNA, 1607 nt
Organism: Fundulus heteroclitus (mummichog)
Lineage: Eukaryota; Metazoa; Chordata; Actinopteri; Cyprinodontiformes; Fundulidae
Product: rho-related GTP-binding protein RhoA-C
Exons: 8
Coding region: 16-1128 (370 amino acids)
Biological process (GO): small GTPase-mediated signal transduction
Molecular function (GO): GTPase activity; GTP binding
Source: RefSeq, a predicted model, not a curated record